AUGAAAGAUAUCAAAAAAAAAAAAGAUUUCCUUCUAUCUAUAAUACCUUCAUUAGGGAAUAUAGCAAAAGGAAAAAUUAGUUUUCAAAAAUUAGCAAAAGAAAAGGAAUACAAAUUAAAAAAUAAAAAAAUUAUAUCAUGUAUCUUUUCCAAAUCUUUUUUUAGUGCAUUAGUUCUGUCUUUGUUGUACCUUCUCUUACAAAAUAUUAAUACAUGUACAGAAAAUACAUAUUCACAGACGCACUUAAAAAAUAGACAUUCAAGGAUAUUGUUUGAAGACAUUAAGUUACAUUUAAAAAAGUUACGAGGUAAUAAUAGCAUUGAAGUGGGAAACAAUGGAUUUCCCCAUAAACAUAACAAUAAUAAGUUCGGUUCUUCUGAAAAUGUUGACGACAAGAGUAAAGAUUUAAAAAACAAGGCUGUAACAUACAAUAAUUUAAAGAAUGAUGCAGGAAAACAAGCAAUAUACAAUAAAAACGAAAUAAUAUUUAGUUGUAUAGAUACUGAUAAUUGUGAAGAAGUAACAGAAGACGAAUUAAACGAUAAAUUGGAUAAUAUAAAGGGGCCGGUUAAUGGAAAAACUAUGCAUAUUGUAUGGAAAUAUGUGCAUAAACAUGUGAGGCUAAGUUUUAUUCGAAUGCAAAAAGAAACAAUGAAUUAUUGCCAUUUAUUAGCUAAGAAUUAUAAUAUACCAAAAGAAUAUGAAAUGAAAAAAUGCAAAUAUGUAGAUGAUAAAAUAACGAAUGCAUUAUUAAAAAAAGAUAAUUUCGAUUUAAAGAAUAUAAAGGAUUUCGCAAAGGAAGAUUUUUGCGCAAGGUGGGAAUUUCUGAGGUAUAUAAAUUUGAAGAGAAAAUCGUGGGGAGAACUUAGGGAAUCCACGAAAGAAAAGUGGGCGAAUUAUAUAAACAAUUCGUUCAAAAAUUAUAAACAUAAAAAAUAA
Plasmodium gonderi is the source of this 939-nucleotide messenger RNA. Its product is annotated as Phist protein. The record is from RefSeq and is a predicted model, not a curated record. The coding region runs from base 1 to 939 and encodes 312 amino acids. The transcript is spliced from 2 exons. NCBI's taxonomy places the organism in Eukaryota, Apicomplexa, Aconoidasida, Haemosporida, Plasmodiidae.